This is a messenger RNA of Engraulis encrasicolus (European anchovy), 3640 nucleotides long. It is a transcript of the gene cdh24a, whose product is annotated as cadherin-24. Gene Ontology annotation, biological process: cell morphogenesis; calcium-dependent cell-cell adhesion; adherens junction organization. Gene Ontology annotation, molecular function: calcium ion binding; cadherin binding. Lineage: Eukaryota; Metazoa; Chordata; Actinopteri; Clupeiformes; Engraulidae. The record is from RefSeq and is a predicted model, not a curated record. The coding region runs from base 32 to 3640 and encodes 1202 amino acids. Gene Ontology annotation, cellular component: plasma membrane; adherens junction; catenin complex. The transcript is spliced from 13 exons.
UGAUGAUGAUGAUGAUGAUGGCAGCAGGCAUAUGGUCUUCGACGAGGCCCCCGAGGGCCCUGUUCGUCGGGCCGCGGCGGCCCGGUCACGUGGCAGGAGGAGCUGGAUAUGGAACCAGUUCUUUGUGAUCGAGGAGUACGCCGGGCCGGAACCGGUGCUGAUCGGGCGGCUUCACUCGAGUGUGGACAAGGGUGACGGCAGCACAAGGUACACCCUGAAAGGGGAAGGGGCCGGCUCCGUCUUCGUGAUUGACGGCCGCACGGGCAACAUUCAUGUAACCAAGCCGCUGGACCGUGAGGAGAAGGACCAGUAUCGACUUAUUGCCACGGCAACUGACCGUCAGACGGGCCGUGCCCUGGAGCCCUCGUCCACGUUCAUCAUUCGCGUGCAGGACAUCAACGACAACUCGCCUGUCUUCCAGGACGGGCCCUACAGCGCCACUGUACCUGAGAUGGCCAACAUAGGUACAUCUGUUAUCCAGGUGACAGCGACAGACGCCGAUGAUCCCACGUAUGGAAGCAGCGCUAAGCUGGUCUACACGCUGCUGCAUGGACACGAGUACUUCUCUGUGGACCCACAGACAGGCAUCAUCCGCACGGCGGUUCCUGAGAUGGACAGGGAGGUGCAGGAUGAGUACCUGAUAGUGCUGCAGGCGCGGGACAUGGGGGGCCACCAGGGGGGGCUGACAGGCACCGCCACCGUCACCGUGCACCUGAGCGACGUCAACGACAACCCGCCCCGCUUCGCCCACAAUGUGUGGUCGUUCUCCGUGUCGGAGCUGGCCAUGCCAGGGGUGGAGAUCGGGCAUCUCACGGCAUCUGAUGCAGACCUCGGCGACAACGCCAGGCUGGAAUAUUCCAUCGUGGACGGCGACGGAGGGGACACGUUCAACAUCAGCGGCAUGGACCAAGAGGCCGUCAUCCUGCUCAACAAGCCUGUGGACUAUGAGAGGCGAAGCUCCUACUCCCUCUCGGUGGAGGUCCAGAACCCCAUCGUGGACGCCCGUUUCCUGCGGAGGGGACCCUUCAAGGACCGGGCCAUCGUGCAGGUGACCGUGCUCAACGCAGACGAGCCCCCCCGCUUCUCGCGCUCCCGCUACCGGCUAGACGUGACGGAGAACUGCCCCCCCUCCUGCGCCGUGGGACGCGUGGCUGCUGUGGACCCAGACACGGGCCAGAGCAGCAACAUCAGGUAUUCCAUUGACCCCGAGAGUGACCCUGAGGCGCUAUUCCGCAUCGCCCCGGACCACGGCCUCAUCACCACCACCGCCGAGCUGGAUCGGGAGCGCGAGCAGUGGCACAACAUCACCGUCAUCGCCACACAAAGAGACAACCCCAGCCAGGUGACCAGAGUGGGAGUGGCGAUCGAGACUCUGGAUGUGAAUGAUAACGCCCCCGAGUUGGACAGACAGUACUCCACUGCCGUGUGUGACUCCAGUGGCCCCGGACAAGUAGUGCAGGUGCUGCAUGCGGUAGAUAAAGACCAGGCGGUUGGGGAGUCACCGGUGCACUUCAGCAUCCCCUCCGGAACCAGCGCAGCCCUCAACUUCAGCAUCAGAGAGAGGGAAGGUCCGAUCGCCAACCUGGUUCUCCUGACUUCCCUGAGGCCCCAGCACAGCUCCUCCUCCUCCUCCUCCUCUUCCACCUCCUCCUCAUCCUCCUCCUCCACCCUCCACACCCUGAGGGUCCCCGUAAUCACCCAGGACGGCACCUCCGACCUCAGCAGCACCUCCACGGUCACGGUGGUGAUCUGCCCCUGCCAGCGGGGUGGCAUGUGGGUAGAGGAGAGGAGGCGCCACCUGCCUGGCAAGCCUCCACCACCUCCUCCAGGACCUGGCAUCGCCACCACCGCUGCCACUGCUGCCGAGUGGGAGCGCCACGGCGUCUGCGUGCCCGUGCCCUCCGCCUCGCCGCUCCUGGGCUUUAGUUCUGCUGCCAUGCUGGCUGUGCUGGGCUGUGCCACCGCUCUGCUGGUGGUGGCAGCUCUAGCGCUGUCCCUGCGCCGCCAGAAGAGAGACGUGCUGUCCACGACGGAGGAGGACGAGAUCCACGAGAACAUCAUCACCUACGACGACGAGGGGGGCGGCGAGGCCGACACGGCCGCCUUUGACAUCCUGGCCCUCAAGAGCGCCCCACACAGCGCCCUCAAGACCCACCGCCUACUCGACAGCCGCAACAUGUACUCCCAACACAACUUGGACAGAACCUACAGCUGGAGCACUAACGCGAGCGCGGACCAGCGUCGGCCCGGAUCGGCGCCAAUGUACGGCCGCUACUGCUACAGCAUCCACACUCUGCCCGUCCUCAAGCACACCAGCCACCACGCCAGUCCCUACAGCACCGCCGGCAGUGGCAUCAGCGGCAUCGACCUGGCCAAGCUGCCCUCCUACGGCCUACAUGGCAAGCGGGCCGACCCGACUCUGGUGAUCCAGACCCACCAGGGCAACUACGGUCCCAUGGAACCCGCCGUGGUCUGCGUCCGACCCGCACGGCCCAGUAGUCAGGACGGGUCCGAACACAAGGCGGCGGACGGGUCCACGGAUGACAGCAAUCCCAAAGGGAGCGAGGGAGGCAGCGAAGCCACCUCUGACAGCCAGAUCAUUAACCAAGACCAGCUCUCGGACCAGACCCUGAUCCUGACGAGCCCCAGCCAGAACGGCUCCUGUCUGGAGAACAACAGCAUCUCCUCCCUGAGCCAGACGGACACCACUGCGUCUCUGCCGUGUAUUGACACCACCACGUCCAGCCCUCGGCUGCCACCGUCCUCCGUGGCAUCAGAGUCCUCCAGGGGCCACGGCAGCAACAACAAACACAAGGACGGUAACAUCAUCCACACCAAUGCCACCACCGCCGCCGCAAGCCCAGCUGGGCUGCAGAAGCCCCCCCACCGGACGAUGGAGGGCACCCUGUACAGAGGUGGGCGCAUUCCCACGGUGCCACCCGCCCCUGUUCACUCUGACAAGGUGGGCAUGCUCAGUGUGUUCGCGGUGGGUGGGAGGGACUACGUGCCGCACGUGAUGAUGCCACCGCCACCGCCUCCGCCGGGGGCACCGUUUCCUGGUGGAAUGCUGGGCUACGGAACAGGGUGGGGCUUAGGCAGGGGGAUGCCCGCCCCCAGAGUCGGCGGCGGGGCCAGCGGCAGCUCGGACCUGACCAAUCGGAUGGGCGACUUCCUACAGCACCGUCUGGCGCAGGUGACCUUUGACCCCCUGCAGCCGCCGUAUGACUCGGUGCAGACGUACGGCCUGGAGGGCAGCGGCUCGCAGGCGGGCUCCCUCAGCUCCCUGGAGAGCGAGGAGGGGGACCGGGAGCUGGAGAACGGCGGCAGCAGCCUAGAGGAGUGGGGGCCCAAGUUCAACCGGCUGGUAGCCAUCUACCGAGAGAGGGAACAAGAGAAAGUGGCGAAGGAUAAAAAGGAAAUGAAGGAGGAGGAGGAGGAGGUUGGGGAGGUUGGGGAUGGGGAGGGCGAGGCGGCAAAAAGAGCCAGGGAAAAUGCAGGGGUCAGCAGCGAUAUGACAUCUGAAGAGAGGGCCGAGACAGGCGGGUCGGAGGGAAAAAGACUUAAUGACAAACCAAAGGUGCAGGAGAUAGUGACUGAGGUGCCAACGCAAGACGAAAAGGGUGAGGAAAUAGAACUUUAA